This is a messenger RNA of Amoebophrya sp. A25, 2643 nucleotides long. The record is from the annotation of a GenBank genome assembly. Lineage: Eukaryota; Dinophyceae; Syndiniales; Amoebophryaceae.
CUUCUAGCGAGCUUGAGCAUCUUAAACUCAAUCCUAGCCUGAAUCAUGCAAUUAGGCUCAAGCUAUUCGUUCUUGUAGAAAUUUGUUUGUUUACAAAAGAGAAAAACGAAGGCAAGAUGGUGAUUCCUAUGCCUGCUAUCCAGGUCUCUGCGGUGCCCACCGAGUAUGCCCUGAAAAGGAGAAAUUUCUUUUGGGCUUUUGCAUCGAUUCUCGUGGUUUGCAGUAUUCCUCUUUGAAACUACUAAUGAUGUUGGAUGAUCUUGAUUGGUUAUUGAUGACCACCCCUGAUAUUAGUCAAUCAGAAGUUCUUGGCCACACAGACACAGUCACAGUCAGAAUAAAUUUCCAGAAAGCUGCUGUCCACGUGGCACGCUUUAGGCAACCUACGAUUGCGAAUAACAGCGUAGCCGCUUCUUACAUUGCUAAUCACCUACUCAAGCACAACCCCAACCUUUACUCAACACCUCUCUCCACCUUGUUACGAUGACCAUGUUGUUGCAUCAUUCUUUCUCAACCUCAGGUGUGGUGCAGAUUACGAUGUUUUUGAACAUCAUACCUGGUUUCAUGAUGUUCGUUAUUGGCCUCGUCGGCCUCUACUGCAUCCGCGAAAAGUCUGUGGACAUGAAUUGCUUGAUGACCUGGGGUAUUUCAUCUUAAUCAAUUUGUUCUACUACAACAUCAGCUGUCGAUUGUUCUGUGCUUCAUGACAUCGGGUAUGCUUGUCUCUUUGCUGAUUCGCAACUCCAACUCCUUACUUCGUAAUCCAAUUGUUACUCUACCUAGGUAUGAUAUGCGCAGUUAAUGGCGUCUUCGACACUGUCUUCUUGAUUGAUCGGGCAGUCAAGAUGGACAAACCGAUCUUCACAUUGCGCAUCGAGCACGCUCUCCUGUACAAUUUUUAUGAGGAUCAAUACAAGAAUAAUUCAAAUUUUCAUUCUCUCACUAUCUCGCUUGUCAGUUCCUUUAUCGUCAUGAAGAUGGAGCCUCGUUAAUGUUGUCAAAAAUGGCGUCGAGCCGAAUACUUUACCUUCCCUAUUGAUAUUGUCCUCUGGUGACCACUACAAGUUCAAGUUGUACAAUGAAAUAUUCUAUAUCCCGCGAAGAGGAAGAGCAACAGCAACACCUUGGCCUUCAUCUUCCUUCUAAUGUUUGAUGCAUCUAGUGAUUCUUUCUGGACCAACUGCUGAGCUUUGCACGGCCUGGCUUUCCUACAAAGUAUAUCAGGAUGCGGCGUCAGAGAGCGGCGCGGAUCAAAACUUCAUGGUCGAUAACUAUCACAGCCGUCAGAAUGGAAAUUCUGCAAUUAUGAAUUGCUCAAGUUGGAAAUGUUCACUUAUCAUGCUAGAACCUGGAGAAGAGACAACAGAUGGAAUGUAAACUUUGGAAACCGAUGGUAAUAAAAGGGUAUUUGUGCUGGUGCAGGUGCUGCGGCACAUACCUGUAAUGCUAUAAUGAUUUGCUGCAUUCGUUAUCAUGUUGAGGACAUAGAAAUUUGAAUUUGCAGUGGAUCAUCUAGUUUUAGAUUGCGAACCACAAGCACAAGGCAGAGAUCUUUAGAACAAAAAACAACUCCAUAUUUUCGCGUCGUUCUCCUUCUCGUCCGAUGAUUGAAUUUGUGUCUAAUCCAAGCGGUGGAGGCGUUGGGUCAGCAUUUUCGGGCAGCGGACCAUCCUUCUAUGGCGGUAGUGCUAUUUCCGGUGGUGGAGGGAGCUCUCUUAACAGCGCGAGCACAGCGUUCCAGCCGUUUGGCGGCAAAGGCAAUAAACUAAACGGAGGUGGUUCAUCGGAGUCUUGCGAAUCAGACUAGGGAAACAAGUAGUGCGGUAAGGAGGGAGAAGAACUAGAACAGCAAGGAGGAGGAGAUGAAGUCAAGGAAACAGUAAGAAGUUGUUAGGAUCGAAUUGCGAAGGCAAAGGCGUAGUAAAAAAAUAGAAGAAGCAGGAUAAAAAAAAAGGAAUAUGAAAGUGAAUUCGAUGACAUGGUGUUACUUCGAAGAAGUCUGACUCAAUAUAUCGCACGCUGUUUUCUCCACUUCUUCUUUCUGUUCUUGCUUUUCAUAUAUUUACUCAGUGAAAUUAUAUCUGAAAGCUAGUAUUGACCCACCCGUAUGUAGUUGAACCCAACGUCGUGUUGCCGCUGUAGCCGCGGUAAUAAAGAUGGCGAAGGGGGAGGUUCAAUCUCUACCAGAACCAUGUAGUCAGUGUUAUCUAGUAGUGAAAACGAAGAACGUAGUUUAAUUUUGCCUGCAGAGCUAAUGCACAGAACGUCCAAUCUUCUGCUCACAUAGGAGUUCAUCUUGACCAGAUGUCAUGUUGAAGGUUGUGCAUAUGUUGAAGAUCGUGCAUUACGGAUCCCCUUCCGACCUCCUCGAGCACGAUGUAUGGUAUGAAGCACACGAUGAGUUAUGACAGUGUGACAUUGUGGUCCUCCAAUGCUAAUACAUGUAUUAGCCCCUCUGACAGUAUUGCCACAAGUGGAUGAACCAGGAGUCCUGGCAGAGAAAUAGUUGCAUGUAGUACAAUCGCGGCAUCUAGUAAGACAAGUAGAAAGAUGAUUUGGCAUCAAAACUCCAGAAGCACCAGCGGCUGCUCCUAUAAUCAAUUCUACUCCAAACUCCGGAAAAUGAGUGACCUUGAACGACAC